Messenger RNA from Monodelphis domestica (gray short-tailed opossum), 7736 nucleotides. NCBI's taxonomy places the organism in Eukaryota, Metazoa, Chordata, Mammalia, Didelphimorphia, Didelphidae. The record is from RefSeq and is a predicted model, not a curated record.
GGCGCGUGCCUGUGUGUGUGCACACGCCCUCCAUCUGCUGGUGAACGCACACAUCCACGCACACCUUCAGCCUCCUUUCUCACUCCCCUCCCUGCUGCCCAAGCAGCCGCAUGCUCUGAACAGACCUCCCGUUAGUUGGCACACUGCUUGGGCUGCUCCCCUCCGCCGCCGGCCGCCGCCGCCGGCCGGGGCUCCCCGACUUGCGCUCCUUCCAGCUGCUGCGGCGGCGGCAGCAGUGGCGGCGGUUGCUGCCAGGGGAAAGCUGGGCAGCCAGGCGGAGAGCAGUGCUUUUAAGCCUUUGCGUCCUGGAGGGGGGGGACACACAGAAGCCCGCGGACCACAGUAAGAAGCCCUGAGCGAGGCGCCCCCACUCUUGCCUCCUUUCUGCCUCCCUCCCCUCCCCCUUCCCUUCCUCCUCCCCCUCUCCUCCCCUCCUUCGCCCCCGCCGCCGCCGCCGCCGUCCGGCUGCCUCCCGGGCCGCCAGCCGCCGCACUCCCCGCAGCCAGCCGGCGCGAUGGUGAAGCCCGCCGCCGCCGCCACGCAGCCAUGGAGCCCGGCCGAGCAGCCCGCGCGCUCCUCUGCCUCCCUGCCCACAGUCCGCCCCCCGAGCCCGAGCCCCGAGCGUCCCGGGCCAGCAGCCCCCGGCGCCCGCCGCCACUGAAGCCCCGGGCCAUGGCGGCCUCGUGCCGGGACCGCAGCUAGCUCGCUCGGGCCACCGCCACCGCCGCCGCCGCCACCGCGGAGGAGGAGGAGGAAAAGGAGGAGGGAAGACCUCGCAGACUCUGGAUUCACAAAAUUUCAGAGUUGGAAGAAUUUCAGACUUUCAUCAGCCAUCUAGUCCAACCCCUCCCAGAAGAGCAUCCCCACUCUCCAGACACUGCUGCCGCCGCCGCCGCCGCCACUGCUGCUGCCAGAGCCCGAGGAGAAGGGUCAGUGCCCAUCCCACAGCCCCAGCUGCAGGGGGGGACAGACAGGCACCCCAGGACUGGCCUUAGCAGCUGCUUGAGAAGGCCUAGCCGAGCUCCAGACCUGUAAAGGUCCGAUUCUCCGAAGGUCACUGCCAGCAAAGAGACCCAGACAUGUUGAAGAAAGAAGCUCUCCUCCUCAUCCCCAACGUCCUGAAGGUGUUCUUAGAGAAUGGGCAGAUCAAGUCAUUCACGUUUGAUGGACGGACUACUGUCAAGGAUGUGAUGGUGACGUUACAGGACCGCCUCUCCCUAAGGUACAUCGAACAUUUUGCUCUCGUCCUGGAAUAUGCAAGUCCAGAACAGAGCCACAAGUUCCUGCUUCUCCAGGACAAGCAGCCCCUGGCCCAUGUGGUUCAGCGGACACACUAUCAAGGCAUGAGAUGCCUCUUCCGGGUGAGUUUCUUUCCCAAAGACCCCGUGGAGCUGCUCCGCCAAGAUCCUGCUGCCUUCGAGUACCUGUACAUCCAGAGCCGAAAUGAUGUUAUCCGAGAACGCUUUGGAAUGGACCCCAAGCCCGAGAUGCUCUUAGGUCUCGCCGCCCUACACAUUUUCAUCACUGUCUCUGCCGCGCGGCCCAGCCAGAAGUUCUCCCUCAAGAAUGUGGAGAAGGAGUGGGGCCUGGAACCCUUUCUUCCUCCCUCCCUCCUCCAGAGCAUCAAAGAGAAAAACCUUCGGAAAUCACUCUCCCAGCAACUGAAGGCACACCAAGCCCAUCCCCCCAGCGGCACCAAGGGUUCCCAGAUGCAGGCCAAGCUCCAAUACCUUCGGAUUCUGAAUGAACUUCCCACCUUCACAGGCGUCCUGUUCAACACUGUGGGCCUGGACGAGAAACAUUCCGCCACGACCCUCCUGGUGGGGCCCCGCCAUGGAAUCAGCCACGUGAUUGACCUGAAGACCAACCUCACCACUGUGCUGUCAGAGUUCAGCAAAAUCAGCAAGAUCCAGCUGUUCCAGGAGAACCAGGGCGUGGCCCGGGUAGAGACCAGCAUCUUGGAUGCCAAGCCUCUGGUACUGUUGAUGGAAUGGCCGGAAGCCACCAACUUUGCCUGCCUGAUUGCGGGGUACUGCCGCCUCCUGUUGGACUCCAGGAAAAUGAUGUUCUCCAAGACUCCCAGCCAGGCUCCAUCCCUUCCAAUGAACAAGGCAGAUUACAUGCAAAAUGCCCACCACCCUGUCUCUGGGGGCCACCUGGGGAAGAAGGAGAGUAGUUUUGUGGGCAGCAUGGUCUCCAGCCCUGGGAAGCCGUGCUCACAGGGCCCCCCAACUGCCAACUCAGAGCUUGUCAGUUUCUGCUACCUCCACAUGCGGGAGCAGAGGAAGGAGAGGGAGAGCCAGACAGACAUCAAUGAGAAUCUAAUCUUCUUUGAGGAGACCAGACCCAGGACCAAGUCCGAUCCAACAUCCAAAAGCUCUGGCCAGGGUUAUAGUGAGGCUGCCAACGACUACGACACCACCAGGCCGGUCCAGGUGCCCUGUACCAGCAGAGCCCGGGCCUAUACCAUAGAUAAUACCCUUGGGGCUGAGGCCCUGAAUUUCUACUGCGACUCCUGCAAAGCAAAGCUCAAGAACCAGCUGGGCUCCCGGAAGAACAGGAGGCCUGGGACCUCCUGUGACAAUAUGGUGGAUCUCAUGUCCCUCCCUCCCCCUGGGAGUGAGGAAGAAGAAGAGGAGGAAGAUGAGAGCACUGCCCUGCUGCCCGCCAUUGCCGCCCCACCCCCUGGUUUCCGGGACAACAGUUCCGAUGAAGAUGAUCCCAAACGCCGAGUGGCCCAAAGCCAGGAGCAAGGUCGGCCCUUGUGUGGAAUCUUAUACGAUGAGAUCCCGGUGACUCUGAUUGACAGCGUGCAGACCCGGACCGUCCGAGACCAUGCACAGGAGCUAGACGAUGCCCUGGUAUCCACCCUGCAAGCUCUGGAAGCUCUCGCAGCAGCAGAGGACUGUCCGCAUCCCCCACCCCCACAGACAGCAGGUCUGAUUGUGCUGGCCACCAUCACCCCUGAAUCAUCUCUGGACUCUGGCCAUGAAACCAAUUCAUCUGAGCUGACAGACAUGUCCGAGAUGGUGUCCGCCAUGAAACAGCGUCAGAACGCCACCUACUUUCUGGCCCAGCACAUCAACAAGGAGGGCCUCCUGGCUCGCAAGGACCUCCCCUUCCGGAUCCCAAGCUGUGCGACCCAGGCUGUUCUAACAGCCCCGUACCCUCUGGGGCGCCAAGAGGCUGGCCCUGCGGUGGCGGCGGCGGCGGCGGCGGCAGCAGCCCGCAAGGUGGCCCUCCCUGGCCAAGGCCCCGGCCCCGUUGGCAACAGGAGAAGAUUAGACCCUGCCGAAGUGCAGACGCACCGGGAGCUCCCCCCAGCCCUGGCUGUGCACCCGGCACUGGCCUCGAAGCUCAGCAGUGAGCCACGGAGCCAGGGCCUGGUGCCGUGGGGAGCAGAAGGCAAGGAUCCUGAGCACCCGAAGGCUGCCCUGGAGAUGUCUCUGAGGGCCACCCCCUCUGCUCUAAGUGGAGAGCAGGGCGCAGAGCUGAGGGAGAAGGUGCCCAAGGAAGUAAGGCUGAGUCCCAAGCUGAUCUUGGACUCCAAGGGCAGUGUGACUCCAGCCAUCCUCUCGGCAGCCUUGCAGCAAGCGGUACAUAAUAAGGCCCUGGCCUCCCCGGGGGCCGCUCUGGACAGCACCCCCAGGGGAGAGAGGAAGCAGGGGCCCAGCACAGGCAGCAGCAGCAGCAGCAUCUGUAAGAGUCUCAAAACCAAGGGGAGCCCCAGUCCUGCUGAGGUCACACUCAGCUACCAGCAGCAGCAGCAGCAGCAGCAGCAGCAGCAGCAGCAGCAGCAGCAGCGGGGUAGGGGGCAGUUCAGCCCAGAGGCCUCUCCUAGAGCCAAGGCCCCUUCUAGGAUCCAGGCUGACCCCUUGCGCCUCUCUCUCAUAGAGGAGGACAAGCUCUCUGCUCAGGGCUUCCCUGCCAAAAGCUACCUCCCAAGAAAGGUCCGGGAGCCCCUCGGGAAGCAGGUCAGUGGGGAGGUGGGGAGCAGGGGUGGGUCUGAGGGAGCCAGCUCAGCCUCUAGGAAGCAGGGCUUUGCCAUGAGUCAAGGGGAGAGAGGGCAAAUGGAGAGCAGCCGCCUGGAGGAUAGUGGCCGAGGCCCCCGAGCUGGCCACCCUAGCACCUUCCAGAGCUCCGGUGGUCAGCCCAGAGGUCCGAGCUCAUUGGGGCUCUGGGCUGGUGGCCGGCAGGCAAAUACGAUGCCCUCCAGGAAACCCGCGAAGGCUCUGGAUGGGGCCCACUCCGACACCGAUGGGCCGGCCAAGCCCAAGGCCUCGAAGGCGCCGUUCCGCCUGAGGAAUCUCUUCUCGGCCACCUUCCCAUCCUUGAUGAAGAAGGAGACUGAUGAACGGCAGGCCCAGCUACAGAAGGUAAAACAGUACGAGUUGGAAUUCCUGGAAGAGCUCCUGAAGCCCCAGAGCAAGGGGGACCUCCCUGCCCCGGAGUACCUGCAUCCCUCGGGCCCUGGCCGCUGUAGCUGCCAGCUGCGGAGCAGCCCUGUCCAGCAGGUGCCUGGCAUCUCCCGGGAGCAGCGCCGCAGCUGCGACUGUAAGCGGAUUUGCCGAGGAGGGAGACCUCAAGCAGCCCAGCUCCCCGCUCCCGAGCUGCUCCGGGGCAGAGAGAGAAACCAAGGCCUCCCUCUCCCGAAGCGUCCGGAGGCCCUCUCUGCCUUGAGCUUCAGCAGCCCCACCGAGAGCUGCCGAGUUCGGUCCACCAGCCUGGAAUCCCGGGAAUGCCGAUCAGAGCCUGAGAGUGGUGUGUCAUGCCUGGCCACCUGUGCUUCUAGGGGGGAGUGCAUGGCAGCCCCGCAUUAUAGGAAGCUAAUGCGCCGCUAUAGUGUUAGUGAGCUGGACAAGAGUGACCAGGCCUCUCUGACCUCUGACAUCUACCAGCACCCGCCCCUAGGGCUGCUGCCCAAGGAGGCAGAUGCUGGCUUUCCCCAGAGUGUGGGUCCCAAGGGCAAGCCCCAUGAGCCGAUGUCCCUGGGGGACCCCUCUUAUGUCCAAGUCACUCCCAAGGGCAAAGGCCCCAAAGCAACAGCCACAUUUUCCCUUCCAGAAGAGGUGUAUCCUGGCCCAGCUGAUCUGGAGGAGGAUGGUGAAGGCGACAAGUGCUGCUCCAUCCGCUACUGCUUCUAUUACCGCAAGUGUGACAUGGCCGACGACGGGAGCGACGGCAAGGACGAGCUCUCCUACUCGAUCCCCAUGCAGUUCCUGCCGGGCAUGAAGCUGGACGACCAGGUGGUGCCCGUGGUGAGCCACACCCUGCAGGUGCUGGACGCCACCACCUGCAGCAGCAGCAGCCCCGAAGACAACCAGACCCAGGAGAUUGACCUGAGGAUCUCUACCUUCGAGGGGAGCCUGGCUAAGAUCAAUGCCCUGCAGGGCCACAUCUACGCCCUGCCUGAUGGCUUCCUGGCUGUGCAGCUGGACACCAACGAGCUGCUGGCAGUCCUCCGGCAAUGUGUGGUGAACCCCGAGGUCCGGGGCCCCAAGCCCCACACCUCCCAGCUUUCCCAGUAUAAGCAGGAGCUGGCCCUCAAGUUCAAGGAGCUGCGGGCCUCCUGCCGCCGCGUGGCCGCAGUGGAUAAGAGCCCCACACACAUGCUGGCGGCCAUCACUGGCAGCUUCCAGGUGCUAAGCGGCCUCAUCGAGACCUUUGUGCGGCUGGUGUACAUCGUGCGCUCCGAGGCCCAACGUCAGGAGCUGCUGGUCAAGGUGGAAGAGGUUGUGAAGAACUACACCUUCCUGCUGCGAGCCGCUGAAGAGUCCACGGCCCGCACCCUGAACCAGCAACAGAUGGCGGCGGCGGCGGCCUUGGGGGCAACGGGACCAGCCCUGGAGCGCCCACCAUCAGCGACUGUUAUGAGCACAUUCACGCGCUCCUUGAAGACCCUGAUCAACAAGUAAACCUUGGUCCUCCUCCCCACCCCGACCAGCCCCCUAGCACCAGUCCCCCAGCUCCACCUGCUGAGCUGCCCGAUGACCAGUGGUCCUCUGAGCAGCCUGGCGGUAGGAGGGAGCACAGUCUUUGUGUGAGUCGUCUGCCAGGCCAGACCAAGUUGAGGGUCUCUUCACGUCAGGGAAACAAGAUCCAAUCCCCACCCUGGUCAAGGCUUUUCCUGGAGCCUCCAGGCAGCUGCUGCCCAGGUGCCCUCCUCCCCAUGCCCAGCCACCCCCAACCCCUCCCAGGGAGGUCACUUUUUGAGAGGUGAUACCCAUCUCACUUCCUGCCCUUUGUUUAAGCCUAAAGGGGCCUUAUCCUAUGGGAGAGUGGGCUGGCUACCGAGUUCCAGGCUCCCCACAAAUAAGUGCCCCACGCCUCCCCCCUGCCUGGGAACCACCCAGAGGCAAGGCAUCGCCAACUGCCAUGGGGGAUGGGGAGCAGAGUGCCACCAAGCCGGGCACCGAGCAAGCUGGGCACCCACGCUACCACGUGGGGAGACCGACGGGAACCACAUCCCAAGGUCGCUAAGCCUCGGUGCCCGACAUAGCCAGGCCACCCUGAAGUCCAACGGAUGGGUGUUGAUGCGGCCCCUUAAAGGGCCGUUGGCUAUUUGGUGCCCGCUCGCCCACGAGCCAGAAGCUGAGCUGCCGGCUAGCAGCCGGAGGGAGCCCUUCUGCCCUGGCCCCAGCAGGGGUGCCCAGCCCCCUGGCCCAGGCCUGCAUGCCACCCGGUGGCCACCCGGGCAGGACAACUCCCAGGCCCUUAGUGAGCUAACAGCUAUCAAUCUACUCCCUUACUCUGGCCACGGCACCUGGUUCCAAUGUCUGACUCCUCGGAGCGCCCUUCUCAGUCCCCCCAGAAGGGCCAGCCCCUACCGGCGGCUGAGAUGCCAUCUCUCCAUGGCUCCUUCAGACAUCGUGCCCAUAGGAUUCAACCGGGAGUGGGGGACCCAGGGGAGGGGGGUGGGUUUUUUUUAAACUCCCGGGCAUUAGCAUGAGAGCCCCUGAGGAACUGAGAGCCUUAUCUGGUGCCUCCGUGCACCUCCCUCUCUCCAGGAAAACCUGGAGCAGACUUGACACUGUUCCGAACCCUCCCCUCCAAUAUACGUCCCGGUUUCCUAGCCCUUUAGGAGUGGAACCCCAAAGUCCCCCACAUCUCCCUACCGCCGUAGGGAUGAAACAGAGUGGCUUUAUCCUCCUGCAUAGAUCAAUUACUGUCCACCCAUUCACAGCCAUCAGCCUCUUUUUUUUAUAAUUAUUCUAGAAGCCCACAUCUGAUCCCCCAUCUCAUGAUCUUUCUAGAAUGUACACUGUGCUUUACACCGCCCCCCCCACGCCCCAGUGCAAUAAGAUUCCCUGAGUGGUGAAUACUUCUGGCAAUGGGCAAGAGGGCAGAAUUCUCCAGAAGGGAAGCCCCUUGCUCCUUACCUGACCCCCCAAGACCAAGUAGCCAAAUGGAUCAGAGGGAGCUUGCCAGCAGGGGACACGUCUCCCCUGUGACCACAGAAGGCGAGAGAGCUGCCACGCGUGGUCUCUGGUCUCUCCUCUUUCCCACAUUUCCAUAGCCACAGAUUCCCCAUUCGAAUCCUUCUUCCACACCUUCCCUGUUCUGUGCCUGUCGCAUUCCAGGUUCUCCCUUCAUCUGCCUCUCAUCCUCAUAGAGGAACCAUUUUUUAAUGUCUGUAUAUAGUAUAUAUACAAAUAAGAUAUAUACAUUAUAUAUGCAACGUGUCUUGUUUUACAAAUAAGAAAGAAAGAUUAAAUCUAUUCAUCUGAAUAUCCUAA